Penicillium longicatenatum is the source of this 1131-nucleotide messenger RNA. RefSeq names its product glycoside hydrolase family 43 protein. The transcript has 2 exons. Lineage: Eukaryota; Fungi; Ascomycota; Eurotiomycetes; Eurotiales; Aspergillaceae. Bases 1 to 1131 code for a protein of 376 amino acids. The record is from RefSeq and is a predicted model, not a curated record. Gene Ontology annotation, biological process: carbohydrate metabolic process. Gene Ontology annotation, molecular function: hydrolase activity, hydrolyzing O-glycosyl compounds.
AUGCGGCGUAUUGCUUUUUUCAGUGUCAUUGGGUCCUUGGUGCUAGCCAUUAUUGUUCUCAUGAUCACCCUUUCAAUCGUGCUCACCAGACAUCAUGACUACCCAGAUAUGUGGAAGCCAACUGGGUCAAAUAUCGAUGACCUGACCUAUACUGUCAAGGAAAACGCUCCCAUUUGGGCUCUCCAUGACUUCCCCGACCCGGGCCUCAUCCAGCACAACGGUACAUGGUAUGCGUUUGCUACAAACCCGAGGAAGGGUGACCCGGAUACGAUUCAUGUGCCCGUCGCGACAUCAACCAACUUUAUCUAUUGGACCUUGCACGAGGGCUAUGAUGCGAUGCCGACAGUCGGUCAGUGGCAGAAGAAGGUCAACACUUGGGCUCCGGAUCUGAUACAACGGGAUGAUGGGAAAUUCGUCCUUUAUUACGCAGGAGAGACGAAGGAUUUCUCCCCACACCACUGCAUUGGAGCAGCAGUAUCGAAUGGAAUAGACCCAAUGGGGCCAUAUAUUCCUCUCAAUGAAUCACUGGCUUGCCCACACGAAUACGGGGGUGCCAUUGAUCCAUCUCCAUUCAGAGACACGGACGGCAAGCUCUAUUUGGUCUACAAGGGUGACGGCAACAGCGUUGGAUCCGGGGGCGCCUGCGGUAAUAGCAAUUCACCCCGCAAAUCUGUACCGAUCUUCCUACAGGAGUUAAAAAGUGAUGGUAUCACCAAAGUCGGCGAACCAGUGAUCAUCCUCGACAUCAACAAGAUUGAUGGCCCGCUAGUCGAAGCGCCGGACAUCAUACGCACUGAAAACGGCACAUACUACCUUUUUUUCUCGUCUCACUGUUUUACCUCGCUGGGCUACAACGUCAAAUAUGCCCAUUCGAAGUCGAUCAAGGGACCCUACAAGAGAGCAGAUAGGCCGCUCCUUCAGACAGAAGACUUCGGCCUCGAGGCUCCUGGCGGUGCAACUAUAUCUCCCAGUGGGGAUAAAAUGGUAUUUCAUGCAAACUGUGAUGGUUGGCGGUGCAUGUACGCUGCAGCCAUUGAUAUUCGGCCCAACAAUGACACCAUUGUCCUGUCUUCGCUGACAUUAGAGAGUUCUGGGUCGACGAACUCUACGAGAUCUACUGGAAGCUCCUAA